CUCUUCGUUCUCGUUUCGGACACUAGGGAGGAGAGCGAGAGGGAUAACUAUACCCAGUGUGGAGUUCGAAAAGACAAUAAGCUAAUAUUUUUGAACUUGACGUCUUUGAAACAGUUAUAAUUGAUUUAUAUGUAUGUACUUACCGCUUGAAUUUUCAUCUUUGUGGCUGUUAUAUGCAUAUUGAAAAUGUACGGGUUCUAGAGGGGUCCAAAGGUAUCAAAAUUACAAUUUUUGCACAUUUUGUCUCCUGUCAAAAAAAAAAAAAAAAAAAUGCCCUUUACUAGUUAACAGUAGGUACCUAAAAUAGUGUUUAUCAUCAUAUUACUAGUAAGCAGCAAGCGUCAUCCGCCAAAAAGUUAUUGGGUUCGUCUUCUAAUAGGCCUAAUUAAAUGUCAGUAAUUCUCAGAAAAAAUUAGUAAACAAAACUGUGAUGAGGUUGAAUUGCAAGCAAGUGGUUACCUAACUAUUUAUUAGUCAGAUAAGUACAUAUCCUCCACUCACAAUUCUUUGUACAGCAGCAGAAGAAAAAAAUGUAUAAAAUUACGACUUUUGCGAUCAGCUUAUUGAUUGCCUGCGUUGCGGUAAUUCCAGUGAUCGAAAUCCAUAGUAGAACAGUCUACAAAGAUGAAAACAACAAAGAUCGCCUUACAGAAAAGACCAGGCGUUGGUUUGGAAACUGCAGCGAGUUUACUGGAGACUGGUUCUACCCUAGUUUUGUAUGUGUAGAGAAAUUUCCAAAUGGAACAAUUUCACGAUUUGCAAAUGCAACAGCGGUAUAUCGAGAUGGACGCUUAUAUGAUCUUACAAAAAAUGAAACAAUAAUACGUAUGACAGGGGUGAUUGCAAAAUUGCAAAAUAAACGAGCUUUGUACAAAAAAUUUAUUCGGGAUUUACUCAAAAGACCGUUUACAACACCGCGUUAUAUGUAAAACCAUAUCCAUGCUUGAAAACUUUCUUGGGUGAGAAGACUUUACCCUAUUUUUCAUUUCAUUUCAUUACAUUUAAAUUGUAGGUAGGUAUAGGUAUGCCAUUUGAUUAUAGUUAUUAUAGCGUAUAAUCUUAAUCCAAUUUAAUUACAUACUACCUAUGCUGUUUCUAAAAAUUACUACACAUAGUUCUGAUUGUUGAUAAUAUUAUAGUAAAGCGUUUUGCUGACAUGUAAGAUCGUUGGAAAUAAAAUAUAUCUCAUCGUAAGUAAAUAAA
Molecule: messenger RNA, 1203 nt
Organism: Planococcus citri (citrus mealybug)
Lineage: Eukaryota; Metazoa; Arthropoda; Insecta; Hemiptera; Pseudococcidae
Exons: 5
Coding region: 531-929 (132 amino acids)
Source: RefSeq, a predicted model, not a curated record